AUGCGCUCCUCGACAGUCGUCUCGUGCCUCGGCAAGAUCGAGGACGGCCUGUGCGGCAUGUGCCGGACCUGGGUCGUCGCGGCGGUGACGUGGACCCUCCCGGGCGAGUGGUGCGCGCAGUGGGAGGCCGACUGGUCGAGGUGGUGCACGCACGCCCAAGAAUGUCACCUCGGCCCGCACGACGCAGCCUGCGCCCCAUGCGCUCCUCUUUCCCCCUCGUCCUCGUCCUCCUCGCCAUCGCCGUACAAGCCGCUCUUCCGCCCUCCCUUUGACGCUCCCCCUUCCCUCAUCACGCACAUGCCGCCGCUCCUUUUCCUCUCGCCGCCCUUCCCCGACUGGUCCGCCCUCGUUCGACCGUCGAUCCACCUCUCGAACCCGUUCCUCGAACUCGCCGCGCCGUCGCCCCACACGCCCGACGCCCCCGUCCCGCCUCUCGCCGUCAUCAAGGACGACGAGACGAGACGUCCCGCCAGCGAGGAGACCCUGCAGGCGCGCGUCCUCGAGUGGCGGCGCAGCGCGACCACGUCCGCCGAGCCGGCUCGGCAGGCUCGGCAGCGCAACUCGACGACCGAGGCGCUCGCAGCCGUGUGGGGCAGCGCCGACGCGCUCCUCGUCGAGCCGGUCGACGUGGCCGACAAGGAGAACGCGCCGCCGCCGACGUCGGGAGGAGCGGGCAAGACGCCCAAGUACGGCUUGCGGGCGCGCACGAAGCGGCGAGCGACCGAGCUGUUCGGCGCCGAGCUCGGCCUCGGUGGUCUUCCGCCGCUCGCGCCGCCGCCGCAGCCAACGGCGCCGGCGGCGAAGCUCAAGAGGAGGAAGAGCUCGAGGGCCUGA
Rhodotorula graminis WP1 is the source of this 834-nucleotide messenger RNA. RefSeq lists its product as uncharacterized. Bases 1 to 834 code for a protein of 277 amino acids. Lineage: Eukaryota; Fungi; Basidiomycota; Microbotryomycetes; Sporidiobolales; Sporidiobolaceae. The record is from RefSeq and is a predicted model, not a curated record. The transcript is spliced from 2 exons.